GCCGAAGCCGUACAGGGUCCUGCCCUGCCUCUUGAGCGCGUAGACGACGUCCAUGGCGGUGACGGUCUUCCGGCGAGCGUGCUCGGUGUAGGUUACGGCGUCGCGGAUGACGUUCUCCAAGAAGAUCUUGAGGACGCCGCGGGUCUCCUCGUAGAUGAGGCCGCUGAUGCGCUUGACGCCGCCACGGCGAGCCAGACGGCGGAUUGCCGGCUUGGUGAUGCCCUGGAUGUUGUCGCGGAGGACCUUCCGGUGACGCUUGGCUCCUCCCUUCCCCAAUCCCUUGCCUCCCUUGCCGCGGCCGGACAUUUUUUCCCUUCGAACGGAAUCUGAAACUCGGAAAAGAUGGAGAAGCGGGAAGCUUUGGAUCGCAAUGUGGUUUUGAAUUUUGGAUCUGGUGAAUUUUAGUAUUUAUAUAGCUUGUGCGGGCUGGAAGAUGAUCGAUCGGGGCCGUUGAUUAGGAGUGAGGAUCGACGGGUGAGAAUGGC
This is a messenger RNA of Linum tenue, 485 nucleotides long. NCBI's taxonomy places the organism in Eukaryota, Viridiplantae, Streptophyta, Magnoliopsida, Malpighiales, Linaceae. The record is from the annotation of a GenBank genome assembly.